AUGCAAUUACAAAAAGAAGAGCAAGGCUUUUAGAAAUUCAAAAACUUCUUGCAGGAGAGAGAUUAAGAUUAGAUGGUCACUAAGAUCUGUUUAACAGGUGGACCUUGCGCCGGUAAGACUACUGCAAUGACUCAUUUGACCAAUGUGCUAUCAUCUUUUGGAUACAGAGUAUUUUGCGUACCAGAAGCGGCAACAUUGUUUUAAAAAGGAGGAGCAAUGAUCAACAUGUGUGACUUUACUUUUGAUAUGCAAGUCAAGUUCCAAAUCUAUUUGAUGAAGAUGCAAAUUAAUUUAGAGGAUACUUUCCAUUAGUUGGCUUAGAACGAGGGCAAAAAGUCAGUGCUUUUGUGUGAUAGAGGACUUAUGGACGGAUCAGCUUAUGUGAGUCAAGAUUAAUGGGAAGCAGUAUUAGAUGAAAUGGGAUGGAAUGUUUAUUAGUUGAAAGAUAAGAGAUAUGAUUUGGUUCUACACUUGGUGACUGCUGCCGAUGGUGCUCCAGAUUUUUACAAUAAAAGUAAUGAAGCCAGAUACGAAAGUGUUGAAGAGGCAAUGAAUGUUGAUCGUAAAUUACAGCAAGCCUACUUAGGUCACCAUAACUUUUACAUCAUAGAUAACGAUCAGCGUGACUUCAACUAGAAGAUUGAUUUAUGUGUAAGAGUUGUUACGAAGUGUUUAGGAUUGCCUACACCUAACUCUUACUUCAAGAAAUUCCUCAUUAAAAUAUCAAACCCACUUGAUCAUUCAACUUUUGGUCUCCCGGAAAAUAACUUCUAUGACACUUUUGAACUUGAAGAAACUUUAUUGAUUCCUGACUUCUCAGUAUCAGUCGAUUCAGAGUCAAAAGUUGAAGUUUAUCUUAGAAAGCGUGGCAAGAACAUGCAGUAUGUGCACAAUUUCGAAAUUAGAUACACACAGAAUAAUAAACGUAUUUCAGAAUAAAAAAUCAUUACUGCCAGAAAAUAUCUAGAGUUAUACCAGUAAAAGGAUCCAAAAAAGAAAACACUGAAGAAAAAAAGAACCUGCUUUAUCUGGCACGGAUAACCAUAUCAACUAGAUACACUUACAAACAUAGAAGGGCAUCCAGUAUUUUUGAGAGCAGAGGUUUAAGAUGAUAAAAUAUAUCUACCGGACUUCAUUGAAUGCAUCCGUGAUGUGACCAAAGAAGAAUUUUUCACCAGCAAGAAUAUGGCUGAUUUGGAGUUUUAUUAUGAUGAGGCUAUUCACGGAAAAAGAGAAAAGAUCGAAUUUGCCAGAAUCGAUGAAUAGAAAGUAAUUAGAUACGAAACAACUCCCAAAAACGAUGGAGAUGGAGAGAAGCUUAGAGAGAAGUCUGAUGAAGAUUCCCAUAAGGAGGCUUAAUGA
Stylonychia lemnae is the source of this 1362-nucleotide messenger RNA. Lineage: Eukaryota; Ciliophora; Spirotrichea; Sporadotrichida; Oxytrichidae. The record is from the annotation of a GenBank genome assembly.